AUGCCCAGUGGCCGCCGGGGCGCUCCGGGCGCGGGAUUCCAGCUCUCCGGGUUUUGCCCGGGCUGGGAAGAUGGGUUCUCUGCAAUCGCCGGACAAAAGCCCCAGGCUCCCGAGCCCCCGCCGCCGCCGAGCCUGGAAGCGGGAGCGGGUGCAGGGCCCCCGGCGGCGCCCGUGGAGCCGGACCGCGACGGCCCCAGGGAGGAGGACGAGCCCAAGUUGGCGCCCGGACCGCAGGUCCCCCCCACCUCCACCCAGUCUGUGCAGACUUGCUGCCUGCUAUGUCAUCGGGAACGCAAAGGCUGGGAAGAAGGCCCUUCCCAAAACGGACUGGUGUUGCAGGGUGAGAAGCUGCCCCCUGACUUCAUGCCAAAGCUUGUCAAGAAUCUCCUAGGCGAGAUGCCUCUAUGGGUCUGCCAGAGUUGCCGAAAGAGCAUGGAGGAAGAUGAAAGGCAGACAGGUCGAGAGCAUGCAGUGGCGAUCUCCUUGUCACACACAUCCUGCAAAUCACAGUCUUGUGGGGGUGACUCUCAUUCCUCUUCGUCCUCCUCUUCAUCGUCCUCGUCCUCCUCCUCCUGCCAUGGGAACUCAGGGGACUGGGAUCCCAGCUCCUUCCUGUCAGCACAUAAGCUUUCAGGCCUCUGGAACUCUCCGCACUCCAGUGGGGCCGUGCCGGGUAGCUCACUCGGGAGUCCUCCUACCAUCCCUGGUGAGGUUUUCUCUCUCUCGGAGCACCACCGGCACUCAGACCUCACUGCUCCACCCAACAGCCCCACUGGCCACCACCCCCAGCCAGCAUUGCUGAGCCCAUCUCAGCCCGGAUCCUUCGGCUCACCACCCCACCCGCACCUGCUGCCUGCUACCCCGGCAGCGCCUUUCCCUGUCCAGGCUUCAGAAUGCCCUGUUGCUACUGCUGCUGCCCCCCACACCCCAGGGGCAUGUCAGACCCCCCACCUGCCCUCCACCAGCAUGCCACUCCUGAAGAUGCCUCCACCAUUCUCGGGGUGCAGCCACCCCUGUAGCGGGCACUGCAGCGGGCACUGCAGUGGGCCUCUCCUCCCACCUCCCAGCUCUCAGCAACUCCCUAGCACUCACAGGUAAGUAAGUGGCAUGAGGGGCGUACUCCCUGCUAACUUCAACCUUGAGUUCGGAGAAACUUUACAAACCAUAACUUUGGGGUAGAAAUUAAAGGGGAGACUCUAGGGGCGCCAGAGUGGCUCAGUCGGU
Molecule: messenger RNA, 1224 nt
Organism: Leptonychotes weddellii (Weddell seal)
Lineage: Eukaryota; Metazoa; Chordata; Mammalia; Carnivora; Phocidae
Source: RefSeq, a predicted model, not a curated record